UGAUAACGAGAAAAUCGUGGAAUCUGUCACUCUGCAUGCGAUGAGCAUGAACACAACUUUUUUGGCUCGUCCAAUGUUCUUCUUAUCAGUAUUUAUAUUGUUAGUUGUAAGUGAAGUAGCUUCGAAGGCCUUUGACAAUGCAAGAAAGUGAUGGUUUAUUUUCUGGAACUAAAACACAACUAUUUGCAGCAAUUUCUGGUACCCUCUUCGCAAUAUCAGAUGGCAUGAGUUACGGUUGGACUGCGCCAGUCAUACCCUACUUGAUCAGCGAAGAAAGCCACCUCAAAACCACAAAGUUCGAAGCAGAAUGGUUGGAAUCCUGCCUGAUGUUUGGAUCCUUCCUCGGCCUGCCAUUCACCAUAUACUUCGUAGACAAAAUAGGAAGAAAAAAGUCCCUGCUACUAGCAGCUUUCAUAUCACUGAUAUCCUGGAUAAUGAUAGCGACGGCGGAUAGAAUGCUGUUCAUCUUCAUAGCAAGAUUCUCAUUCGGAGUAACUGCCAAUACAUCGUUCGUUGCAGCUCCCAUCUAUGUAGCAGAGAUAGCCGAUCACAAAAUCAGAGGAUUCCUAUCCAGUGUCAUAUACGUGAACAUGUUAAUAGGACUGGUCAUAGUGUACACCGUUGGACCAUUCUUACCUUUUUAUGUGCCACCGUUAGUUGGAAUAGCCGUAUUAUCAAUAGAACUGUCUACUUUUCCCUUUAUGCCUGAGUCCCCGUACUACCUAUUCCAUCAAGGGCGCGUAGAAGCAGCUAUAAAGUCAUUGGAGUACUUCAGACCCCAUCGUGAUGUCACUGUCGAACUAAGGAAUAUUUCCAAAGCAGUGGCACGACAGAAAGCUGAACCCGGAAGGUUCCUAGACCUGGUUCUAGCCAGAAAUAGCAGAAAAGCUAUCAUUAUCAUGACCGUACUCGAUGUGGGCCAGCAUUUGUGUGCCUUGAGCGUGAUAUUGAUGAAUUUACAUGUGAUACUCGAAGCAGCUGGAUCAAUUUACAUGAAUUCCAAUGUCGCUGCUAUUUUAUUCGCUGUGAUAAUGCUGAUAGCAGCAUGUUUAGCUUCCCUGCGAGUCGAUAAAUACGGAAGAAAAGCUCUAAUCAUAAUCUCUACGAUCUUGACAGGGCUCUGUUUGCUCUCUAUGGCUGUUUACUUUCAUCUUAAAUUGAGGGAAUACGAUGUACGAGCUGUCAGCUGGAUACCGAUAGUGGCAGUUAUGUUAUAUGCAGCCAGUUUCAAAGUUGGUAUUGGCAUCGUACCGAUCGUUUUGACAGCUGAAUUGUUCUCAUCGAAUAUGAAGGCUAUAGGGAUGACUAUUUCGGAUCUGAUGUAUGUUGCAGGGUCUAUAGUGAGCUUGCAGUGUUAUCAGUGGUUGUCCAAUACUUAUGGCAUGCAUGUUCCAUUUUAUGUGUUUGCGGGAUCUAGCUUCUGCAUCGCUUUGUUCACUCUACUUUAUAUCCCUGAGACUAAAGGGAAGACUCUGGAUGAAAUUCAAUAUUUGUUGAAGGGAGAGGAAUAUGUACGCACAGAUUCAAGAUCGAAUUUGAUAUCUAGCAAAUCUUAUAGCACUUUUGUAGAAUAAAAUUUUGUUACCUCUGUU
Messenger RNA from Phaedon cochleariae (mustard beetle), 1592 nucleotides. The record is from the annotation of a GenBank genome assembly. Lineage: Eukaryota; Metazoa; Arthropoda; Insecta; Coleoptera; Chrysomelidae.